Molecule: messenger RNA, 795 nt
Organism: Myripristis murdjan (pinecone soldierfish)
Lineage: Eukaryota; Metazoa; Chordata; Actinopteri; Holocentriformes; Holocentridae
Gene: ebi3
Product: Epstein-Barr virus induced 3
Exons: 6
Coding region: 32-781 (249 amino acids)
Cellular component (GO): membrane
Molecular function (GO): protein binding; cytokine receptor activity
Source: RefSeq, a predicted model, not a curated record
UUCAGAUUUCCCACUUUGACACACUGAAGCGAUGGCUGAUAUGGCCUGGUCUAGUCUCUUUGUCACGCUGACUCUCCUCAGUUGUAUCCCUGGACACAACGCACUGGACCUGCUGAAGGCAGCGACAGCAUCAAAUAAUCUUCCCGCCAUACCUGCAGUGCAGUGUUGGUGUGCUGGUUAUCCUAACCAAACUCUCUGCUCCUGGCCUGAGACAUCACAGUCCCCACCAACACAGUACAUCGCCACCUACAGUGAGAGACAUACACAGUCAGCGACCAAGCAGUGCCAUCUCAUCCCCCCUGGGUCUUCAUCCUCUGCUCUGAGCUCAGGAUCCUCAAACUCCUCUGGGCAGCUCUGGCACUGCCACCUGGGGGACCUGAAGCUUCUCACUGACUACAUCAUCAACAUCACAGCAGUCAACCCUGUGGGGAGCAGCUCCCACUUAACAAGUUUUAUGUUGGAGGAUAUUGUGAAACCAGAUCCUCCUAUAGAUGUGCGGGUUUCCCCUCGCAGUUCCAGGAAGUUGAUGGUGGUAUGGUCCCCUCCCCCUACGUGGUCUAACCUUGACAUCUUUCCCCUAAAGUAUCAGAUCCAGUACCAGUGGGAAAACAGGGGCACCCCUCAGUCUAUGCAUCUGGGUCCGUUUGAACGCACCAGGAUAGAGCUGGGGUUGACCCCAGGGAGGACAUACCUGGUCCAGGUGUGCGCUCUGGAACUGCUGGGUCUGGGAGAGUGCAGCAACUGGAGCUCACCUGUAAAAAUCACCAUGCCAAAAUCCUAGAGACUUCAUCUCCC